GCACGAACAUUUACGUGUGAAUCAAGCUCAUUGUAUUUUUUCGUACGUAACGCUACUAAUUGGCUAACUGUACCGAGUGUGAACGAGUCGUUUAGUAAGUUCAAGAUUGUAGUCAUUUGGACAUUAGAGCUCAAAAAUAACCAGUCAACAGGAAGAAUCAUGUGAACUUUAGAGAAGCUGUCCACAGCUGGUGGUUGUUGGUGAAAAUGUUAUUUAAAAAGUUUGCCCUAGGUGAGGCUCGAACUCACAACCACGGCAUAGCAUAGAGUACUGUCAUAUAAGUACCGUGCGCUAACCAAUUGCGCCACUAGGGCCUGGGAAUCUUCGGCAAGUUGAUCUACAGUACCAUGAGAUUUGGGGAAGAUUCACGAUUUGACUUUGAACUAAACUGUGCAGUAAAACUGACCUAUUAACUAAAGAUGGGUUGAUAAUGAAUUCCCACUACUUCUAUUGAACGAUAUUUGCCAUACAUGCUGAAUUGCACCCCUGACGUAGAUAUGAAAUGUCACAAAAUAGAAAGUACACCAUACAGAGAUAAUAAUUGCUUUAGGUCUCUUUGACAUAGGUAUUAAUGACACUGCUAUUGUCUUUGUUGAGCCAACCUGUUAGGCAAAUUAAAUAAAUAAAACAGCAGCCGAGGCAUUUACUUCUCAAAUUCUGGACUUCUGGUCUGUCAUGUCACGGUUUGUGUCGUCUGCAAGGACUGUCUACGUGUUUGUUUAUAUUGUAUUAUUGGCAACCGGUCGAGAAGGAUUCGCGAGCGGGUUCCAAAUGGAUGAUUGUCACAUUCUCGUGAUAAAUUAAAGAUUAUGGAAGGCGAAGUGCGACCGCUUCUUUUGGAUUCACAAUGCAGCCCAAUGUUCAUUCUUCCAUGGGAUCCUUUACGCGCAAAAAAAAGUGGUAUUAUGAUUCUCGUGUCCGUCACAUUGGAGAGGUUGGCAUAUUUUGCAGUUGUUAUGAAUUUAUUUCUUUAUCUCAACAAAGGUCAACCUGAGAUUCAAUCAUGGGAACCUAUUGAAGCUCUAACUGCAGUAUAUGUUAUUCAUGGUGUUUCUUGUAUUUGUUCUCCCAUUGGUGGCUGGUUAUCAGACUCAUUCAUUGGGCGAUACUGGGCAGUCAUUUUAGGUUCUUUAGUUUACAUAACAGGCUAUACUUUUUUGACAGCCCUUUCUGUUAAUGGGUUAACAUCAAUGGGCUGUGACUGGAAGACUGAAAAUGAUAGCCUUAUUAGCAAUACCAACUUUCAUUGGCUAAUUUUGGGCAAAGAAUCCCAUCCUUGUUCUGCCCAUGUUUAUGUCACCCUGGUUUUGAUUGGUUUCGGAAUAGGUUUCUUAAGAGCUAAUGUUCCACCUUUUGGGGCAGAACAAGUCAGAGCUGGAGGUGACCAUGCUGUCAGACAAUUUUUUAAUGCAUAUUACUGGUGUGUUAAUGUUGGUGGAUUCAUUGGAAUUGGUGUGUUGGCAUACGUGGAACAAAAUGUGGAAAAUGGGUUUUUCAUCUCAUAUCUCGUGGCAACUACUGCCUUGUGUGCAUCUCUCGUAAUUUUCUGUGCCGGGAAAGGUUUCUAUAUUGUGCAUAGACCGGGGAACGCGGUGGUUAUCAAUUGCUUUCGAAUAGUUGGUGAAGGAUUGUACAAUACGUGCAAGAAACAAGACAGUGUUCAAGGUUCUCCUAUGUUUCGACGGCAAUCCCACCAGCCAGUCUCCCUUGUUGCGCUUAAGGGCUCGUGUUGGAUCGAUCGGGCAAAAAUUUCUCAUGGGGGUUCUUUCCACGACACCACGGUAGAAGAUGUGAAGUCGUUUUCCAAAACUCUGGUCUUCAUUUUUGUGCUACUGCCUUACUGGUUAGUCUAUUUCCAGAUGUCCACCAGUUUUCAAGCCCAAGGCCUUCAUAUGAAUCUUCACCUUAACAGAAGUAGCGCGACUGACUUUCAGAUUCCUGCAGCUUGGUUAACCCUGUGCGACGAUGCAUUUGUCAUAUUGCUGAUUCCUAUUUUAAACCUGGUCGUCUACCCGUUCCUGGACAAGAAAAAUAUAACAACGGUUCCCUUAUGUCGUAUAGUUGUAGGAAUGAUUAUAAGCUUGAUCGCCGUCAUUGUGGCUGCUCUUGUUGAACAUCUUCGCUUGGAAGACUGGAGACAAGGGAAUUCUAUCAACCAAAUUAUAAGUAAUACCAACUACAACGCAAGUGCCAUGUCCAUCUUGUAUCAGAUACCUCAAUAUUGUUUGAUCGGAACGGCUGAAGUUUUUGCCGGAGUUGCAGGACUGGAAUAUGCCUAUACAACAGCUCCACGUACUUUCCAGGGCAUCGUACUCGGUCUCUAUUCAGCAAUAGAGGGUCUGGGAUCCUUUCUUGGCAUUCUACUUGUUCACAUAACUCGUUCUUUGCAGCUAGGCUGGAUUGAAAGUGAAGUUCGCUUUAAUCAAGGUCAUUUGGAUUACUUCUUUUACCUCCUUGCAGUCAUUCAGUCAAUUGUUGUCGUCGUGUCCGGACUAGUAAUGUGUUUAAGGUAGGUGGGAACCGCCUCGACGAAAUGUACACGUGGAAGAAACUCUUGUCGCAAGUGCGUUGCAUAGCGAAUAUUACCAAUCUAUUGAAACCCAACCCGUCCCAGAAUCGCCAGUGACCUAAAUGUCAAUAAUUGUUAUGCAUUUUGGACGUUUUUCCUCGUUUUCGUUAUUGUUACUACUUUAAGCGCAACUAUAACAUGAACUCACGUACUCUCCUUUAAUUGUAAUUUGCCAUAUAGGGAAGAAAAAGGAUUUGUGAUUUAAA
Messenger RNA from Daphnia magna, 2775 nucleotides. Its product is annotated as solute carrier family 15 member 4. NCBI's taxonomy places the organism in Eukaryota, Metazoa, Arthropoda, Branchiopoda, Diplostraca, Daphniidae. The record is from RefSeq and is a predicted model, not a curated record. Gene Ontology annotation, cellular component: membrane. Gene Ontology annotation, molecular function: transmembrane transporter activity. The transcript has 9 exons. Gene Ontology annotation, biological process: transmembrane transport; oligopeptide transport. The coding region runs from base 810 to 2513 and encodes 567 amino acids.